Molecule: messenger RNA, 6859 nt
Organism: Myxocyprinus asiaticus (Chinese sucker)
Lineage: Eukaryota; Metazoa; Chordata; Actinopteri; Cypriniformes; Catostomidae
Product: contactin-associated protein-like 2
Exons: 24
Coding region: 349-4302 (1317 amino acids)
Source: RefSeq, a predicted model, not a curated record
CUUCAGCACCUGGACAGCGACCUCCGCGAAACAAGCAUCAGUCAGAUGGUGCUGAACACAGCGCGACUCACAUCGCUCUACGCAAAGACAUGGCUUGAAAUUCUGCGAUAAAGUGCUCCUCUUAAGUCUUUUGUUGUUUAAAUGUCUAAUCGUUGCUUUUAAAUAUAUUAUCACUGAGUGGCACUGCCGAGAAACGUUGGUUAGUGCGGCGUCUCCUCAUCUAGGCUUCAUUCUGUGGAACUGCUCAUCCGGACAGUGCAGUGCAGCGCAGGUUGUGGCACUAGGAGGAAAAGUAACUGUGAAGGCGCGCGCAUCUCAGCUCAUAUCUCAGCAGCGCAGUACGCGAAGAUGCAGCGACCCACCAGGACCGGGUUGAAGCUCUUGCUGUGGAUUUUUAGUCACCUCAGCAUCUCUCAGGCAGCUUCUCCAUCAUCCCAAAAAUGUGAUGAAGCGCUGGUCACGCCACUCCCCCAUAAUGCCUUCACCAGCUCCUCUGUGUUCACCAGUGGUUAUGCACCUGGUUACGCCAAGCUAAACAAGAGAGGAGGUGCUGGGGGAUGGUCUCCGCUUGACAGUGAUCAUUACCAGUGGCUGCAGGUCGACCUGGGAAGCAGGAAACAGGUCACAGCCAUCGCAACACAGGGUCGAUAUAGCAGUUCUGAUUGGACAACAUGCUACCGGCUCCUCUACAGUGACACGGGCAGGAACUGGAAACCAUACCAUCAAGAUGGAAACAUCUGGGCAUUCGCAGGUAACUCCAAUACAGAGAGUGUGGUUCGGCAUGACCUGCAAAACCAAGUUGUGGCUCGUUACAUGCGCAUCAUUCCUUUAGACUGGAGUGAAGAGGGACGGAUCGGCCUCAGGUUCGAGAUCUAUGGGUGCCCUUAUUGGGCAGAUGUGAUUAAUUUUGAUGGGCAGGGGGUGAUCUCUUACCGCUUUAAAAUGAAGAAGAUGAAGAUUUUGAAGGACGUGAUUGCGCUGAAGUUUAAAACAUCAGAUAGUGACGGGGUGAUUCUGCACGGCGAGGGUCAACAGGGCGAUUACAUCACCCUGGAGUUGAGAAGAGGCAGACUUCUGCUGCAGAUAAACCUCGGCAGUAAUCAGUAUGGCUCCAUCCUGGGCCAUACAUCUGUGACCAGCGGCAGUCUGCUAGAUGAUCAUCAUUGGCAUUCUGUAGUAAUUGAGCGCUACAGGAGAAAUGUCAAUUUCACCCUUGAUCAGCAUACUCAGCACUUCCGCACCAAUGGGGAGUUUGACCACCUUGACCUGGAUUAUGAGCUGACUUUUGGAGGAAUGCCUUAUUCUGGCAAGCCAAUCUCAGGAGGCAGAAGGAACUUCAAAGGCUGCAUGGAGAGCAUAAACUACAAUGGAGAGAACAUCACCGAUCUGGCCAGAAGAAAGAAACUAGACACUUCAAGCUUUCGGAACCUGACGUUCUCCUGUGUGGACUCGCACACAUUCCCUGUCUUUUUCAAUGGCACCAGCUUCCUGCAGCUUCCAGGCAGGAGGGACCACAAUAUGGUGUCUGUGGGUUUCCAGUUCCGUUCUUGGAAUCCAAGUGGUCUGCUCCUGUUCAGCUCCCUGGCAGAUGGAAUGCUGGAACUGUCUCUAAAUGAUGGAAAAGUCAUAGUGCACAUCAACGUCACCCAGCAAAAAAACAUGCGUAUAGACAUUGCAUCAGGUUCUGGCCUGAAUGAUGGAGAAUGGCAUGAUGUUCGUUUCCUGGCCAAAGAGGACUUUGCCAUGCUGACCAUUGAUGGUAAUGAAGCAUCGGCUGUUAGAACCAACUCACCUAUCAUGAUCACAACAGGAAGCACAUACCACUUUGGAGGUUAUUUUUUAAGAACCAGAGCAUCUCCAUCCCAGCGCUCAUUCCAGGGUUGCAUGCAGCUCAUUCAGGUGGACGAUCAGCUGGCCGACCUGACUGCAGUGGAGCAGGGGAGGAUGGGAGCCUUCGAGAAUGUCAGCCUGGACAUGUGUGCCAUCAUUGACAGAUGUAUGCCAAACCACUGUGAACAUGGAGGCAGAUGCAGUCAGACCUGGGAAAGGUUUACAUGCACAUGUGAUGGGACGGGGUAUACUGGAGCUACCUGUCAUACAUCUGUUUAUGAGCAGUCCUGUGAAGCCUACAAGCACUUGGGAAGAUCUUCUGAUGCCUAUUGGAUUGACCCAGAUGGAAGUGGACCAUUAGGUCCAUUCAAAGUCAUCUGCAACAUGACAGAGGACAAGGUGUGGACAACUGUGGUGAAUAACCUGCCAGCACAGACAGCAGUGACAGGCUCUAGCCGGGACAAACGGACAGUACUGCAGCUGAACUAUAGUGCCUCUAUGGAGCAGGUCACAGCCAUAACCAAUAGUGCUGAACACUGCGAACAGCACAUUUCCUAUGUCUGCCGAAUGUCACGCCUACUCAACACACCAGACGGAACGCCUUACACGUGGUGGGUUGGCCGCGGUAGCGAGAAGCACUUUUACUGGGGCGGCUCUGGGCCCGGCAUUCAGAAAUGCGCAUGCGGCAUUGAACGCAACUGCACCGACUCCAAAUACUACUGCAACUGUGAUGCCGACCAGAAGCAGUGGAGAGACGAUUCUGGGCUUCUAGUGUAUAAAGACCACUUACCGGUCAGCCAAGUGGCUGUCGGGGACACAAAUCGACCCGGCUCGGAGGCCAAGCUGACAUUGGGACCACUACGUUGCCAUGGAGAUCGUAGCUACUGGAAUGCAGCAUCCUUCAAUACACCCUCUUCAUAUCUGCACUUCUCCACUUUUCAAGGAGAAACAAGUGCUGACAUCUCCUUUUACUUCAAGACCUCUGCUCCCUACGGCGUCUUCCUAGAAAACCUUGGGAACACAGAUUUCAUCCGUUUAGAGCUGAAAUCCCCCACAGUGGUGUCAUUCUCGUUUGAUGUGGGAAAUGGGCCUGUGGAACUGAACGUGCACUCUCCUACCCCGCUGAACGAUGACCAGUGGCACCGGGUCAGUGCGGAGAGGAACACGAAAGAGGCCAUUCUGCAACUGGACCAGAAAUACAAGGAAGUCAGACCUGCACCUACACAGGGACACACACGCCUGGAGCUCUACAGCCAGCUAUAUGUGGGUGCAGCUGGAGGUCAGAGAGGGUUUCUCGGAUGCAUCCGAUCUUUGAAGAUGAAUGGGGUGACCCUUGAUUUGGAAGAGAGGGCAAAAGUCACUCCUGGCGUAAAGCCCGGUUGUUCGGGUCACUGCACCAGUUUUGGGAUGUAUUGCCGCAAUGGGGGCAAGUGUGUGGAAAAAUACAAUGGCUAUUCUUGUGACUGCACUACCACAGCUUAUGACGGACCUUUCUGUUCUAAAGAUGUUGGAGGGUUUUUUGAGGCAGGCACACUGGUCAGGUAUAACCUCAUACCAGAAGUGGUGGCUGAGGCCUCCAGCCUGGAUGAGAAGAGCAAAAUCCCGAGCCUUCCGAUAGAGACCAACCUGACACGAGAAGAUCUAACCUUCAGUUUCAGUACAUCCACUUCUCCUAGUAUACUGGUCUACAUUAGCUCGAAGACCCAAGACUACAUGGCCGUGGUGCUCCGUCACAAUGGUACCCUGCAGCUGCGGUACAGCUUGGGUGGUCUCAGAGAACCCUUCACCAUUGAUAUUGACCAGAGGAACCUGGUAAAUGGGCAGCCUCACACCGUCAACAUCUCCCGAGUGGAAAGAGACAUAGAGAUACAGCUAGAUCAUUAUCCUCCAGUCAGCUACACCCUGCCUGAAGCCUCAGACACACAGUUCAAUCUGGUGAAGUCACUCUUUCUGGGUAAAGUGUUUGAAACUGGCCACAUCGACCCAGUACUUAUAGAAAAAUACAAUACCCCCGGGUUUGUGGGCUGUCUGUCCAGAGUGCAUUUCAACAACAUCGCUCCCCUGAAGGCCGCACUCAGGUCCCGUGGUUCUGUCUGGCCCGUUUCACACCAGGGUAAACUGGUGGAAUCGAACUGCGGAGCGUCACCCCUCACAAUCCCACCCAUGUCUGCUGCAACUGACCCAUGGCACCUAGAUGCAGGUGUUGAUUUCCCCUUCAAUGAGGAAAGAGUAAUACCAGAUGGGGUUAAUAGGAACUCAGCUAUAAUAGGAGGCAUCAUCGCAGUGGUGAUCUUCACUAUUCUGUGCACUCUGGUGUUUCUAAUCCGGUACAUGUUCCGCCAUAAAGGCACCUACCAUACCAACGAGGCCAAGGGGGGUGAAUCCUCUGGAUCAGCUGAUGCGGCCAUUAUCAGCACUGACACCAAUUUCACAGAGACCAUCGAUGAAAGCAAGAAGGAAUGGUUCAUCUAAUGCAGCAGCUCUGACCAGAGCUGAGGGCUGGGGGUGUAUAAACUGUUUCAGAAUCUUUUUUUUUUUUUUUUAAGUAUCAGAACUAACAUUUUGGGAUCAAGCUCAUCUCCAGUUUUAGAAACUGUUCUGUACAUAGUAACUGGCUUCACUCUUUCUAUUGUGUUCUUAAAAAAUCUUUUAAGUUUAAUAUAUCUGGUUGUCACAUGUUAAUACAUCAUUUCACCCUGCAUUCUUUUGUAAAAAAUAAAAAUAAAAAUAAAAUUGUUGGUCAAAAUCCUUUCAUUUAUGGAAAGUUUAAAGUAACAUAAUAUUAUCUUUUGUGUGUUCUUUUGUUUACUCUUACAUGCAAUUAUUGUGUAAAAUGUUUUAGAAUGACUGUAAAUGCUAAAUGCUCUAUUUGAAUAUUUUCAUUUAACUCAUUGCACAAUUGACAGAGAUUUAAUUUAAAAAUGACAUUAGAAUGUAUAUCAUCUGUAUUUCAGUGAAGGGAGAAAAUUGAGGCAUGCACCAGGAAUUCUGUCAAAUCAAUGAUGCUGAUUUAUUUCUUGUGAAAGCCUUUUUAUUUAAGUUUAUUGUACUUUACCAAACACCUCUUGGUCUUAAGCAUUUGUUUUGCUGAAGGCUUGUAUCAUGGCAUAAAGAUGAUUAUUUUAUUAUUAUUAUUAUUAUUAUUAUUUUUUAUCUGACUGAUUAAUUUAAGCAGGCUGUGGUCAAAGCAUUGGCAUUGUGAUAUCUGGCAGAUUAAUACCCAAACAAAUGUCAUCAAUGACUAUCACUGCAGAUGAAGAGGGUUGGACUACUGACACUAAAUUAAUGACUUAAUUCAAGUUGCCUUUGGGAUUCAGACAGUUGGCUUUCUGUUUGUGUAGUUACUUUAUCCAGUUAUACAAGUAAAAGGAGAAAUCCCAACAAACUAAAUGGCCUGUUUAUUUGGUAUACAAUAAUUAGACUCAUGAGUUUAGAAGUUUUUGGAGCAGCAGUGUUAUUCAAAUGUCCUUACUGGAACAUGUUACAAUAUUUCAAUCAUUUAUUGCAAGUGUUCAUUUGUUUUCACGUUAAAGGCGUGCAUUUUGUCAAAUUAUUGUUGACAUGUUGUCAAAAUAUUUUUCAUUGUCUUUUUGUAUAAUAUUAUUCACUUUUAAAAAUAAAAUGUCAAAUAAAAUUAAUUAUUCAUUCUCUCAGAUACUGGUUUUCAGAUCGAUUUUAGCAAACUCUUAAUGCUCACCAUCAGAUUUAUAUGUGAUACAUUUAAUGUGAAAAAUAUAUACGUUCAAUAUCUCAACUUUCUCUGUCAUGACACAUCUGCCAUGUAUUGGGGUAAUUCUGAGUGCUUCUGUCUCUGACACAGAACAGUUCAUUAUAAUUCUCUCAUAGAGAUGUCAAGCAAGUUUAAGAAUUGUAAUUUUACUUAUGUGGUUUUGAAUGAGUUUAUCAGACCUAAAUUUGUUUGCAACGUGGAUAUGCAUCUUCUUAGUCCAGAUGAAUAUUGCAUUGUUAUUCUUUGUAACUAAAGUUUUAAGUAUAAUGUUAUAAGCUUGGAGGAAGGGGAAGGGUCUCUUGUGUUAGCAAUCACAUCACAGACUAUUUUUGGAGAGGGGAUAAUGAGUAAUUGCAGAUUCAUGAGAAUGUUGAAGUUUCAAUGGUUGGACCUUAGACUCUUUUUAGAUUCUAAUAACAAAUUCUUCACCCCUCAUUUACAUCAGUUUAAACAUUGUUUUGUAUAAUUGUAAGAUUGGUCAGUUAACAUUCACAAUAAAUAAAAUCUAUGGAUAUAUUUUUAUGAUGAUAUUUUGUAGAUGACCUAGCCUUUCAUGAUGUAUCAUCUGUGUAUUAGGGGAGGCCUGAAUAUUUUUCAAAUGUUUUAAGGAUGUGUAAAGAAAGCAAGUUGUACUUAAGUGUGUCUUGAAGUGGAGAGAGAAACUGUCAUACUAUUACCCCUUUCCAAACCUUUUUCGGUAUUUUGAAAUAUUUUGUUUUGUGGAGGUAGUGAUGUAUUUCUUUGUUUUCUUUUCAUGACAAGAGGUGUUUUUAAAUGUUUUUCUUUUUUUUUUUUUUUUUACAGAGAUCAGUUCUGCUGCCUCUCUCUCAUAUGUCACAUGUAUAGGCCUUUUAUUAAAUGGAAAUACAGAAGAUUUUUUUGACCACAACAAUUCAAGAAAGUUUUGACAUUUUUAUUAUUUGAGUAAAUAUAAGAGUGAAAUUGUAAACAAUAUAACAUGUUUACUCAUCAGUAUCUCAUAAUUGCAUUCUGGUUGUGUAUUAAACUUAUUGUUUCAAUGGCAGCAUGACCAAUAUAUGUGAAAUUGUACAUACUGUACUUUAAACUAUUGUGCAAUAUCACAAUUGUAUUUACUCCUGGAGACAUAUUUUUUACCUUUUGUUAUGAUGUCGACAAGUCAGGAAUGAACAGGACAAUACCUAUUAUAUUUAGAGCAACUCAGUUCUUGACUAGCUGUUUAACGUAAGAUAUUUGUAACUCAUUAUUGUGUGAGGCCUGAUUGCAAACAAGAGAAUUCCUCAUCAAUGUGGCUAUUCUUAUGGGAAGGGAAUAAAUAAA